Messenger RNA from Capsella rubella, 1300 nucleotides. Its product is annotated as squamosa promoter-binding-like protein 13A. The transcript has 3 exons. The coding region runs from base 32 to 1135 and encodes 367 amino acids. The record is from RefSeq and is a predicted model, not a curated record. Gene Ontology annotation, molecular function: DNA binding. Gene Ontology annotation, cellular component: nucleus. NCBI's taxonomy places the organism in Eukaryota, Viridiplantae, Streptophyta, Magnoliopsida, Brassicales, Brassicaceae.
AAAAAAAAAAAAAAAAAACAGAAUCUUGAAAAUGGAUUGGAACUUCAAACACAGCUCUGGGUAUUUAUCUGGAUUCGAUCAAGAAUCUGUACCGGAUUUAUCACCAAUCGAUGGUUCGAUCUCGUUUGGUGGGUCGUCAUCAUCAUCACAGCCAAAAGGGGAUUUUUCAUUUGAUCUGAAGCUUGGAAGAAACAUUGGAAAAUCUUCCUCUGUUUUUGGUGAUACAGAGCAAGUCAUUAGUCUAAGUAAGUGGAAAGAGAGUAGUGUUGUAGCAAAACCUGAGAGUUCGAGAAGCUCUAGUUCGAAGAGGACAAGAGGGAAUGGUUUUGGAGCUAACCAGAUGCCGAUUUGUCUUGUGGAUGGAUGUGAUUCUGAUUUUAGUAACUGUAGAGAGUAUCAUAAGAGACAUAAGGUUUGUGAUGUUCAUUCCAAAACUCCUGUGGUUACAAUCAAUGGCCAUAAGCAGAGGUUUUGUCAACAAUGCAGCAGGUUUCAUUCUUUGGAAGAGUUUGAUGAAGGGAAGAGAAGUUGUAGGAAACGUCUUGAUGGACAUAACCGAAGAAGACGGAAGCCUCAGCCUGACCAUAUUGCUCGUCCUGCGAGCUUCUUUACCGGCUUUCAAGGUAGCAAAUUGCUUGAGUUUUCAGGCGGCGGUUCACAUGUGUUUCCAACUACAUCUGUGUUGAACCCACCGAGCUGGGGAAAUAGUCUUGUAAGUGUUGCUGUGGCCGGGAAUGGUUCGAGUUACGGGCAGAACAACCAGAGCUAUGCUGGUUCUUCUCCCGCAAAGACAGGGAUAAUGUUCCCAAUAUCUUCGUCUCCGAACAGCAAUAGAAGCACAGGGAAACAAUUCCCAUUCUUGCAAGAAGAAGAAAGCUCAAGAACUGCAUCGUUGUGUGAGAGAAUGACGAGUUGCAUCCACGACUCUGAUUGUGCUCUCUCUCUUCUGUCAUCCUCCUCGUCGUCAGUCCCUCAUUUGCUUCAGCCACCACUUUCUUUGUCUCAAGAAGCAGUAGAGACAGUUUUUUACGGGUCGGGAUUGUUUGAGAAUGUGAGUGCAGUCUCUGACGGAUCGGUUAUAUCCGGUAACGAGGCUGUAGCUCUUCCGCAGACGUUCCCGUUUCAUUGGGAGUAGUAGGAAAAGAAGUAGGUAGAUAGAAUAUUCACAAACAUCUCUCUAUGUGUCUUCUCCUCUUCGAUCUCCUUCAUUUUUCGAUGUUCUGUGUCAUCAUUGUUUUUUUGUUAAAUGUUGAAUUGUGGGUGUUUAAUUGACAUUGGAUUAGUUGAUUUGUAGUUUGUA